This is a messenger RNA of Drosophila rhopaloa, 1240 nucleotides long. RefSeq names its product fructose-bisphosphate aldolase. Lineage: Eukaryota; Metazoa; Arthropoda; Insecta; Diptera; Drosophilidae. Gene Ontology annotation, molecular function: fructose-bisphosphate aldolase activity. Gene Ontology annotation, cellular component: cytosol. Gene Ontology annotation, biological process: glycolytic process; fructose 1,6-bisphosphate metabolic process. The coding region runs from base 70 to 1164 and encodes 364 amino acids. The transcript has 3 exons. The record is from RefSeq and is a predicted model, not a curated record.
UCCCCUUCAAUACCUUACCCCGCUCCUUAAAAAAAACGUUCGACUAGCUAAAAUUUUGGGUUUACCGGAAUGACGACGCAUUUCUACUAUCCGAACAAGGAGCUGCAGGAGGAGCUGACAUGCAUAUCGAAGGCCUUGGUGGCACCUGGAAAAGGUGUCCUGGCGGCCGACGAGUCCAGUGCAGUGAUGGGCAAGCGAUUUCAGCUCAUCGGGGUAGAAAACACAGAGGAAAAUCGCAGGAUAUAUAGGCAAAUGCUGUUUACCACCGAUCCCAAGAUAUCGGAGAACAUAUCCGGAGUGAUAUUAUACCACGAAACAUUGCACCAGCGCACGGAUGACGGGCUGCCAUUUGUGGAGACCCUGAGGAAGAAGGGCAUUCUGUCGGGGAUCAAGGUGGACAAACAUUUCUCACCACUCUUUGGUUCCGAGGAGGAGUUCACCACCCAGGGACUGGAUGAUCUGGCCAAUCGAUGUGCCAUGUACAAGAAGGAGGGUUGCAGCUUCGCCAAGUGGCGGUGCAUCCUGAAGAUCACCAAGAACACCCCUUCGCCGCAGGCCAUUUUGGAAAAUGCGAAUGUCAUGGCCCGUUAUGCGGCCAUCUGCCAAUCGCAGCGUUUAGUGCCGAUCAUCAGUCCCGAGGUCCUGCCCACCGGUGAUCAUGAUUUGGAUCGGUGUCAAAAAGUCAACGAAAUUCUCCUGGCCGGCGUCUAUAAGGCCCUCAGCGAUCACCACGUCUUCCUGGAGGGAACUCUUCUGCAGCCCAGUAUGGUAAUGCCCGGUCUUCAGAGCAACAAGAAUCAUCCAGCAGCAGAUAUCGGAUUGGCCACUGUCCUCUCUAUCAGACGAACAGUUCCUCCAGCGGUUAUGGGAAUUCUCUUCUGUUCCGGCGCCCAAUCGGAGGAGGAGGCCACCGUCCAUUUGAAUGCCAUCAACAACGUACCGCUAUGUAAGCCCUGGGCCAUGAGCUUCGCCUUCGAUCGAGCACUUCAGACCUCGAUUCUAAGGACUUGGGGUGGCAAGAAGGAGCAGAUUAAUCAUGCUCAAAACGAGCUCAUCAAGCGUUGCAAGGCAAACGGCUUGGCCAGCAUUGGAAAAUAUGUUCUUGGAUCCGUGGAAAGUUCAGCUGGCACCGAAAGACUUAUCCAAGAAGCCGUCGAAUUUUAAAUAAUAUUUCGGUCGUCACUUCAAAAAUCAAAAGUUUUAAAUUAAUAACAGUUAUAAAUAAAACCUUUGACUUAAA